GUCCAAGCAGCUCCCCAACAAGUGGCUGAAGACAAAUUUGUAUUUGAUAUACCAGACUAUGAAAACAUCAACCAUGUAGUGGUCUUCAUGCUGGGCACUAUACCGUUUCCAGAAGGAAUGGGAGGAUCUGUCUAUUUUUGUUAUCCAGACCAGAGUGGGAUGGCAGUGUGGCAGCUGCUGGGGUUUGUCACUAAUGACAAGCCAAGUGCCAUCUUCAAAAUUUCUGGUCUGAAAUCUGGGAAGGGAAGUCAACAUCCUUUUGGUGCCAUGAACCUCCCUCAGACGCCAACGGUGGCCCAGAUUGGGAUCUCAGUGGAACUGCUGGAGAACCUGGCCCAGCAGACUCCUGUUGCAAGUGCUGCUGUGUCAUCAGUAGAUUCAUUCACAGAGUUCACUCAGAAGAUGUUGGAUAACUUCUAUAACUUUGCUUCCUCGUUUGCUGUUACUCAGGCACAGAUGACCCCAAAUCCUUCUGAAGCUUUCAUUCCUGCCAACGUAGUUCUGAAAUGGUAUGAGAACUUCCAGAGACGUCUGACACAGAACCCUCUCUUCUGGAAAACAUAAGCCCUAGUGGUGUCAUUUGAAGUGCUUGCCCAGCAGCGUGACCUGGAGGAUGCAGCGAGUAACUCCACCGAGGAAUCUUUUAGGGAAACGUAACAAACGAUUAGUCUGAACAGACAAACUCGUAACUUUUGUAUUACUCAUGAAAACUAUUUAAAAUUAAAAUCAGCAAAAAGGACU
This is a messenger RNA of Eurypyga helias (sunbittern), 741 nucleotides long. RefSeq names its product chromosome unknown open reading frame, human C11orf73 (gene HIKESHI). NCBI's taxonomy places the organism in Eukaryota, Metazoa, Chordata, Aves, Eurypygiformes, Eurypygidae. Gene Ontology annotation, biological process: protein import into nucleus. Gene Ontology annotation, cellular component: nucleus; cytosol. Gene Ontology annotation, molecular function: Hsp70 protein binding; nuclear import signal receptor activity. The transcript has 4 exons. The record is from RefSeq and is a predicted model, not a curated record. The annotation marks the transcript as partial.